GAUAGCGUGCGUAUCGGCGUCAUUUACGCAAGCAAAUACUCAGGAUACGCCAGCUUCGUCAUCAUUUUGGCGUAUAUUUACGCAUACUAAUUACAGUUUACGCAUUUAGUGAAACAAAUUUGGCGUAGGCAAUGUUUACAUUGACACCGAUAAAAAUGACAGACUGGUUAGCGUACUGUUCUAUAAAGGUGUGUUAUUUUCUCAGGCUGGGUUUAUAAUUGCAAACCAGUUGACAUUGUAUCACAUUGUAUCACUGAGACGCUCGGUAAUAGAUGUAUAUAAGAUAAAUCAAGCGUCUGUCACGUUAUUGAAGUAGACGAAAAAAUAUUGUCAAAUUUUAUCAAAUUAUCAAAUCGUUUACAUCGAAAAUGUCUUGUUCAAAACCCAAACAACGAAAAAUCGACACAUUCUACCGUGUAACAAGCCCAGUGUCUUCUCAGUGUGUUAUUCAGCCAAUUAUUGAAGACAUUUUGACUUUUGUUUGCAAGAGCAAAAAAACUCAUACGACAGCAUUAGACGCUACGAUCAAAUCAUGGUGUAAAGGUUUCCCGUGGCUGUCUGUAACGUCAGAUACGACAGAUGUGCGUUUGAAAUGUGCCUUGUGUUGUAAGCACAAAAUGGGUGGAAAAUGGGCCACAGAAGGGGUUCUCAACAUCCAAAAGUCUAACAUUGAACGGCACUGUACCAGCAGAGAACAUCUUGAUGCUGAAAGGGUGGAAAUAAAAAAAUCAUCUGGUAUAAUUUCUGAGUCAGAGAAUGAAGAUGAUGUUGGUGAUUUGUCAAAACAAGAUUUAUUUCUUUUCCGCACCAUAUAUUGUCUUAUGAAAAGUGAAACCCCCCUAAAUAGAUUAGAUACUAUACUAGAGUUACAGCGACUAAAUGGUGUUGACCUAGAGUAUCAGAACUUAAGCUGGACAACAGUUUCUGAAAUUCAAAAUAUCAUUGCAGAUGGGUUUACAAAGGACCUUGUUAGUGAAAUUAAUUCUUCAAACUUUUAUGCAAUUCUCAUUGAUGAAAGUACUGACAUUAGGGUAAGCAAAAGGUUAUCAAUUUGUGUAAGAUAUGUAAAGAAUGGGCAACCAGUCACAACCUUUCUAGCAAGUACAGAAAUCAGUGAUGGAGGUGCAUAUACUGUUGUAGGGGCAGUGCAUAGUGUUAUUUUAUCGUUAGGGUUAGACUUAACAAAGUGUGUCUCUCUGGCUACCGAUGGGGCAAGUGUUAUGAUGGGAAAAAAGACUGGUGUAGGCGUCCAAAUGAAAGCCAAAUUUUCUCCAUACAUGACACAAACCCACUGCAUUGCUCAUAGAUUGAACCUGGCAAUAGGUGAUGCCAUUAAGAAGAAUGAAACUUUGAAAAAAUUUAAACAGAUGUUUGAAACUUUGUACCAUUUCAUGUCUGCAUCAACUUUACGGAUUAAUAAACUUAAGGCUGUGCAGGAUAUACUUAAUGAACCUGAAAUAAGUAUUAAGGAGCCUCAUUCAAUCAGAUGGUUAGGGCUUAAAAAAGCUGUAGAAGCUGUAUAUGAUUGUUAUGGUGCCUUGUUAGUAACUCUUUCAUCAUUUGCUUGUGACAAUCCAACUGCAAAGGGACUUCAUAAAUAUUUUUCCACAUACAAGUCAGCAUUACUGAUAGGAUUAAUGAUGGACAUACACACAGAACUGGGUGUACUAUCAUGUGAGUUACAACGCCAAAGCCUUGUCUUCUCAGAUGUUUAUCCACUUCUCGAAGGAACAGUUGGAAAGUUGGAAUAUAUGAAAGAACAUGAUGGUAAUGGUUUACAUGAAAUGAAAGACAGCAUCGAGUUUAAAACUCAGUCAGAUGAUGAGGGAGAACCAAAGCCAUUUUAUAAGGGUGAAAGUUUGAAAUAUUAUAAAAAAGGUAACUCUGAUUCUGAAUUUCAAGCUGUGAAAAAUGAUUACAUUGACAGUUUAGCCAGAAAUAUUAAGAAAAGAAUCAGUAAAGUUGACUGUAAUGUUUUAUGUAGUUUAGGACUCUUGCUGGAACCUGCCUCUUAUAGUACAGAAUGUGAUAAUGCUGUAGAGUAUGUAGCACAAAUGUAUGGUACACAUAAAGUAACAAAGAAAACAGUUGAAGAUGUUGUAAUAGAAACUCCUUACUUAAUGGUGAUGAACUGA
This is a messenger RNA of Ruditapes philippinarum (Manila clam), 2135 nucleotides long. RefSeq lists its product as uncharacterized. The record is from RefSeq and is a predicted model, not a curated record. The coding region runs from base 369 to 2135 and encodes 588 amino acids. NCBI's taxonomy places the organism in Eukaryota, Metazoa, Mollusca, Bivalvia, Venerida, Veneridae. The transcript has 2 exons.